AUGGAUCUGCUUGAGCGUUGUCAGCUACUAGGAGUAUCCCCCAACGUUGAGCCGCGGCGACCCGACCUUUUCCCGGCCCCGCGUGAUCCUGACCCCGGAACCUUGUCGGCGGCGGGGCCCGAUGCCAUCGCUCUAGGAACAUGCUCCAACUCGUCCAUUUCACGAACAAAUACAACACGGAGCUUCUGCAAGUACCACCCGGUACGUUGCAGCUAUUCACGCUGCAACAUGGAGGACGACAUGUUCCAAAAUGAAUAUGGGCAAGGCGAUGACACGUCGCCACUGCCGGACCUGGAUUUCUCAUCCAUCUCAGACGACCUACUUUCUCAGUUCCUCUCACCCUUUGAUACCCCCAGUCUGCUUUGGUCACAGUCUUUUCCCAUAGCUCUGGACAAUCAUCCACGAGGCUUUAUGCGUGCCGACGAAAUUUUCACCGAGAAUGGCGGACCAAUCCCGCUGCCACCGAGAUUUGCCCAGAUUAAACGAAGCCUGGUCGCCGGCAAGGAGCACGCCAUAGUGCAAUCAUGGGAACGCUUAUUAGUAGCUCUUCGAGCCGAGAUCGCCGUCAUUGGCGUCAGGAAAUCAGACAUCAUCCCGACCAUCGACUUCUCGGAGCUCCAGAACCAUACCCGCGUGUCCGAGUUCACUGCCAAGCUCCGGCGCCGAGGUGGUGCCAUUAUCCGCAACGUCGUACCGGCCUCCGAGGCUCAUGCUUGGCGCGAAGAGACGGAGACCUACCUGUCGGAUAACCCGCACACCAAGGGCUGGCCGACGCGCGACCCUCACUUAUUCGGUAUCUACUGGUCCCCGUCACAGAUCAAGGGCCGAGCCCAUCCCAACGUCUUGGCCGCUCAGCGAUUUCUAAUGCGGCUUUGGCGCCCUCGGGACCCCAGUGCUCCUGUGGUGGCUGACCUGCCAGUGGCAUACGCUGAUCGAUUACGAAUCCGAACCCCAGGCGACGAAGCCUGGCAUCUGAAUGCUCAUGUGGACGGCGGCAGUGUCGAGCGGUGGGAGAGUGAUGGUUACGGGAACGCUGGGACGUACCAGCGCAUAUGGGACGGCAAAUGGGAGGACUACGAUCCCUGGGAUAGCAGUACGCGGCUCAGAGUCACUUCAGACCUCUACAACGGCGCGGGCUCAUGUAGCAUGUUCCGCAUGUUCCAAGGCUGGCUUUCCAUGUCCGACAUCAACCCGGCCGACGGGACCCUCCUGCUUUGCCCCAUGCUCCAGCUCGCCACUGCCUACUUCCUUCUACGCCCCUUUUUUUCACCGCGCAACCCCUCGCCAACGUCUCCCAACUUCCUCGCACGCGAGAAUUGGGCGCUGGACUUUGCCCAGACGAGCAUCAUCCAGGGCGCCGUCCCUUCCUACACACAAGAGCUUAACUCGGCGCUCCACCCCCAUCUCCAGCUAGACAAAUCCCUCGUGCGCAUCCCGCCCGUGCGGCCGGGCGACUACGUCGUGUGGCACCCGGACAUGGUAUACGGCGUCGACAGGGUGCCGACGUCGGCCGCGCCCGCGACCAUCAUGUACAUCCCGGCCUGUCCCCUGACGCAAACCAACGCGCUGUACCUCGCUCGCCAGCGGAAGGCUUUCCUGCUCGGCCAGCCGAGCCCGGACUUUGGGGGCGGUAAGGGGGAGACGACGCAUACAGGUCGCCCCGGGACGCAGGAGGUCAGCGACGCGGGCGGGGAGGACGGGCUUAGGGCUAUGGGGCUGCUGCCGUGGGAGGAUAAGGAGGACAGGAGUCCGACGGAGAAGGCGCUGGUUGGGAUGGCGAAUGCGAUUCUGUUUCCUGAGAGUUAUGAUAUGGUUUGA
Messenger RNA from Colletotrichum paranaense, 1818 nucleotides. RefSeq lists its product as uncharacterized. The coding region runs from base 1 to 1818 and encodes 605 amino acids. The record is from RefSeq and is a predicted model, not a curated record. Lineage: Eukaryota; Fungi; Ascomycota; Sordariomycetes; Glomerellales; Glomerellaceae. The transcript has 2 exons.